GCUGGGACUUGUAGUCCCAGCAGAAGUGCAGGCUUGUCUAUGCAGGCAGCUAGGAUCAGACAUCCCUGUUGUAGCAGGUUGGUGAGAACUGAGGAGCCGCCCACAUAGACAGCACAGGCUCCUUCCGUGUCAGCUGUCUUCCUGGGUCACCUCCUCCACCUGCCUCACACCAUGGAGAGACUUCACUUCCAGGGGGCCGCAGGGGCCAUAGACGACUAUGUGGAGUACAGGAGAAUUGUUGGUGAAGAUGAUGGAGGAAAACUUUUUACCCCAGAAGAAUAUGAGGAAUACAAGAAAAAAGUACUUCCAAUUAGAAUGCAAAACAGGUUAUUUGUCAGCUGGAGAUCACCAACUGGAAUGGACUGUAAACUUGCGGGACCUGAGACCCCCUGCAUUUGCACACACAGGUACAAACAACAUAAGACCGAUUUUAAGGAGCUUCCCAAGGCGCGCCCCAUUCACUUGCCUUGUAAAGUCAGUAAAUGCCAGUGCAAGUCUUAUCACUAUGUCCCUCUGAAUGGGUCGCAGCCUAUUCGCUGCAGGUGCAAGCACUUUGCUGAUGACCACAGUCCGGCCGGAUCCUACCACUGCACAAAAUGCUCGGGUUGUGCAGGAUUUCACAGUUCUUUCACAUGUGGUUGUUCUCAGCCAGCAUUUGCUCAUGACACCGUGGUGGAGACAAAAGAAGAACGUCUAGCCCAGGGAAAACCCAUUGGUCAAGAUGUCCCUUACGCUGCUAUGGGGGGCCUGACUGGUUUUAGCUCUCUUGCAGAAGGAUACAUGAGACUAGAUGAAAGUGGGGUCGGUGCUCCUGACAGGAGUUUUUUGGAAGCAGCAGAAGAUUGUGGAUCCCACCCUUUUCUAAGAGCAUAUGGUCCUUCACCCUCAGCAGUUGCUGGACUUCCCAGUGCAGAUAAACAGUUGUCCAGUGUGAUGAGAACAGAAGAAGAUGACAUGAGUUAUUUUGAAAAGCGAUACCAAGAAAGAUUGCAGAAAGAAAAGGAACAAAAAAGACAACAUUCCAGACGUCCUAAUACCCAGCGACCUUGAGUACGGAGGUCUCGAGAAAAAUGUCUGCUUUUCUUAUAUUUAAAGGUGUUUUUUUCUAAUGUAUUUGUUUUUAGCCAAUAUUAUAUGAUUGUGUAGGCAACUUGACCAAUGCAGUUUUAUUAAUAUCAAAUUUUUACUGUAAAGCAAAAAGAGAAGUGUGCAAAAAAAAUAUAGUUCAAAUCCAGUUUUCUUUGAUUUUAUGUGUUAUUUCUUCAACAGGACUCUGUUGUUCUAAUAUUUGUAUAGCAGGUUUUUCUAAAGUAUAUUGUUUGUAGAGACAUUGAUAGUAAAUUAUUGAACUUUC
Rana temporaria (common frog) is the source of this 1354-nucleotide messenger RNA. RefSeq names its product family with sequence similarity 221 member A (gene FAM221A). The record is from RefSeq and is a predicted model, not a curated record. The transcript has 7 exons. The coding region runs from base 172 to 1050 and encodes 292 amino acids. NCBI's taxonomy places the organism in Eukaryota, Metazoa, Chordata, Amphibia, Anura, Ranidae.